Messenger RNA from Odocoileus virginianus texanus, 801 nucleotides. The record is from RefSeq and is a predicted model, not a curated record. Lineage: Eukaryota; Metazoa; Chordata; Mammalia; Artiodactyla; Cervidae.
UGUGAGGUUGGCUUCCUGGCUCAUGUGCCUGAUCUCCCCACUGUGUGGCACCUCCUGGAAGCCAGAGGGCACGGGACAGCCCACUGUUACAGUCCCAGCAGUGAAAAGAAAAUGAAUGUGACCAAAAGAGUCAAGUUUGAGAAGGAAGCAAAUGAAGAUAAAGGUUCCACAAGCCAGGCAAUGGCCAAAGAAGACCCUCAAGACAUAACAGAAAUAGCUCUAACUUUAGCCAAGGAUGCCAUCACUGCUGCUGUCAAGUCUGUAGAAGAAGCUGAAAACCCCGUCAGAAAUAUCGACUGGAUCACCCACGGUGAAUUCACAGAAGAAAAGGGCUGUAAGCAAGUUGAGGAGUUUGUUUCGAAUUGGGAGUAUCAAAGCCACUGGGAGCACUACACAGAGUUUUUAAGGAAGGAAGAUGUGCUUCACAGCUUCUACUACAUCUACUGUGUACGUUGGAGCAUCCCAACUGCUCGGAGACCCAUAGCCCGAAUCACUGCCAGUGUGUACUUCACCAUCAAGGUCAACAAAAACAAACCUCCGGACACACCCAUUGAUGUCUCUUAUGUCUUUGAGGGCCAUUCAUUAGUUCACAGACCAGGAAAGAUUCGCUUUCAAGAAAAGUGGCUAAGGGACAUUAUUGAGGCCAAAUAUGUUUUAAUAUAUCCAAAUAUCUUCCAAUUCAACAGUAGUGGAGUCUUCCAGAAUAUUUUAGGAGAUUUCUAAUAAGAGCAUGUUAAAAAUAUGAUACUGUACAUCAAACCACAGAAUAUUUAUUGAAUAAUAAAUUUGUGGCACACAAUC